AUUUGAUCUCUCCACGCAGGAAUGAUGUGUGUAGUAUGAUUCACUGCUACGUCAAAUUGAAUCAUGGAUUCCAAAACAAACCAAAAGAUUCCGUAAUUAGACUUUAAUUAUCGUUUGUAUCGCAAUUAACAGCUUCACUUUCUCUGUAUUGAACUGUUAAUCAACCCUAAUUUUAAACCUUUUUCUCAUUAAUCAAUCAAUAUUCAAAUCAAUUUCUCCUAUCAUUUUCAUUUCUCCUCUAUAUAAUUCCUUUCAUUCUCCUUCUCACUACACCCAAAAAUAAAGAAAAAAAACAGGGAUUUCACCAUUGAUGGCCAUUAGAAUUACACCAAAGCUUUUUCAAAGAUUCAGCCAAAUUACAAGACCAUUAAAUUCUUCCCCGACAACUUUACCCAUUUUACCUCUAAAUUUCGAUGAAAAACCCGAUUCAUUUCUCAUAAAACAACCCCAAAACGAAAAUCCUUCUUCAACCCUAAAUCUUGAUGAUACCCAGAAAUUAUUUUCAUCAUUUUCCACUACAAAAUUGAUUAAAUCAAUUUUAAAUCUUAGUAUGGCGUCUAUUGACCCGAUUGUUGAAAUGGGUAUUUGGAUUAUGAGGUCAAAAUUGAUUGAAAUACCCGUUUUUCGUCAAGCAAUUUUGGGGUCAGUUAAGCAUAGUUUUUAUGAACAAUUUGUUGCUGGGAAAGAUAUAAAGGAAACAAGUUUGAUUGUUGAGAAGAUUUAUGAGGCUGGAUUAAGAGGGAUGCUUAAUUAUGGAUUAGAACAUGCUUAUGAUAAUCUUUCAUGUGAUCAGAAUUACAAGACUUUUCUAAAUACUAUUGAGUCUACCAAGCUAUUUCCUGCAUCUUCGAUAAGCUUUGUAAUUGUGAAGAUAAGUGCAAUUUGCCCAAUGCAAUUGCUUGAAAGAAUGAGUGAUUUACUAAGAUGGGAAAACCAAAACCCUUCAUUUAAACUCCCAUGGAAACAAAAUACUUUACCAAUCUUCUCUAAAUCAAGCCCUUUAUACCAUACACUCAAAAAACCAAAACCAUUAACAAAUGAAGAAGAAAAAGACCUUGAAUUAGCCCGUCAAAGAUUAACCAAACUCUGUCAAAGAUGUUUAGACCUUAAUGUAACCCUAACAAUUGAUGCCGAGGACACGAAAAUUCAACCGGGUAUCGACUAUUUAACCUAUAAUUCAUCAAUUGGUUUCAAUAGAUUGGGUGAUCAUAAACCAGUUGUUUAUAACACAAUUCAAGCUUACUUGAAAGAUGCAAAAGAGAGACUGUUUUUGGCAACAAAUGCAGCUGAAAAGAUGGGUUUGCCUAUAGGAUUCAAGCUUGUUAGAGGGGCUUAUAUAUCUAGUGAAAGGAAACUGGCUAAUUCAUUAGGUUUUGAUUCUCCUAUACAUGAUACCAUCCAAGAUACUCACAAUUGUUACAAUGAGUGUGCUUCUUAUAUGAUUGACAAGAUUGUUGAUGGCUCUUUUGCUGCUGUUCUUGCUACACAUAACAUUGAUUCAGGGCAAUUGGCAGCUAAGAAAGCGAAAGAUUUAGGGAUAGGAAGGGAGAAUGAAAGGCUUGAAUUUGCGCAAUUAUAUGGAAUGUCUGAGGCACUUUCAUAUGGCCUAAAAAAUGCUGGUUUUCAAGUUAGCAAAUACUUGACUUUUGGGCCAGUUGAAGAAGUUAUCCCAUAUCUCUUAAGAAGAGCUGAAGAAAAUAGAGGAAUGCUGUCUUCUUCACGUCUUGAUAGGCAACUUAUGGGGAUGGAAUUGAAGAGAAGAAUGAAGGCUGGCUUUGGACUGUGAAAUAGGCUUGUUGGGUUAAUGAAUGUGUGUUUGUAUAAAGUGUCACACAAUUGUAAAAUAAAUAAUGUGGAGUAAUUAGUUGUUCACUUGUUUGUAUUCAUCUCAUAUUUUAGGAAAUGUAAUGUAAAAUUGUCCUUAAAUAGGAAAUGUUUGUUAUUGAGAAUAGAUUAAAUAUCUAUAUAUACUUCAAACAACCUUAAAUUAAAUAAUAUGUAAAUUCCAAACAUUUGAUCUCUA
Amaranthus tricolor (Joseph's coat) is the source of this 2023-nucleotide messenger RNA. RefSeq names its product proline dehydrogenase 2, mitochondrial-like. NCBI's taxonomy places the organism in Eukaryota, Viridiplantae, Streptophyta, Magnoliopsida, Caryophyllales, Amaranthaceae. The record is from RefSeq and is a predicted model, not a curated record. Bases 311 to 1786 code for a protein of 491 amino acids. The transcript has 4 exons. Gene Ontology annotation, molecular function: proline dehydrogenase activity; FAD binding. Gene Ontology annotation, cellular component: mitochondrion.